CCCGCGCGGCGCAUGCUGGGACGGGGGGGCUCCAAAAUGGACAACCACAGGGAUGCGCCAGGAAAAGCCAGCCGCUGGUUCGGCGUGUCCCAGUCCAAGUCGGCCAAGACGAGCGUGAACAUCCUGCAGCAGGAGGAGCUGAUCGCCCAGAAGAAGCGGGAGAUCGAGGCGCGGCUGGAGCAGCAGGCGCGGCAGAAUUCCCUCAGCAUCCCGCAGCUCCCGCUGCUCGGAGAUGACGAUGGCUCUGAGAGCGAGGCCUCCGUGUCCAACAAGUUUGUGAACGAUGGGAGCUUCCUGCAGCAAUUCCUGAAGCUCCAGAAGGAAAAGUCCAAUGCUGAAACUCCUCCGAGUGCCCCCACCGGCUCCGGGAGCGCGCCGAACCCCGGGAAGAGGCCGGCGCUGCUGGGGAAGCGGCCGGGGCAGGCGCUGAGCCGGAUGCUCCAGGCCCGGAGCCUCGCCCAGCCCAGACCCAGCCCCGUCCUGAGCCGCCUCAGCGUCUUCCAGGCCCCCGACGAGGAGGACGAGGAGGAGGAGGAUUACGAGCAGUGGCUGGAAAUCAAAGUUCUGCCCCCAGGGGACGCGGAGGCGCGGCGCGUGGUGGAGAAGCUGGCCCGCUUCGUGGCCGAGGGCGGCCCCGCGCUCGAGAAGGUCGCCAGGGAGGACUACAAGGACAACCCCGCUUUCUCGUUUUUGCAUGAUAAGAACAGCAGAGAAUUCCUUUACUACAGGAAGAAAGUGGCAGAAAUAAGGAAAGAAAAUCAAAAUUCCCAGGCAGCUUCUUCCCAAAAAGUUUCCCCCCCAGCCGAGCAGGAGACGCGGGAAUGCGCGGAGACGCUGGCGCAGGCGGUGGCGGCGGGGGGGCCCGAGGUGGAGAGCGCGGCCCUGCAGGGCAACAGGGACAACCCCGCCUUCAGGUUCCUGUACGAGCCCCACAGCAAAGGGCACCGCUACUACCGCCAGAAGCUGGAGGAGUUCCGCAGGGCCCGGGCUGCCCCCGGGAAUUCCCCUUUUCCUGGGAAUUCCGCUUUUCCCGGGGGCUCCCCUUUUCCCGGGAAUUCCACUUUUCCCGGGAAUUCCCCUUUUCCCGGGGAAUCCGGCCUCAAGAGGAAAACCAGUCCCGAGGCCUCCCCCUCCCCUCUGUGCUUCCCUCCCCUCCCUCUGCCCGUCCCCGUCCCGGCGCCUCCGGCUCUGCCCCUUCCCUCUCCCGUUGUUCCCGCUGCUCCUCCCGCGCCCUCGGCCUCAUCCUCCUCCGCCUCCCCUGCGGAUCAUCCCAUCCCGAAUCCGGCCGCGGCCCCGGAUCCCGGGAUCCCAAAUCCCGCCGCGGGCAGCUCCAAGAAGAAGAGGAAGAGCCGGUGGGGGCCGGAGGAGGAGAAGGUGGAGCUGCCCCUCCCGCAGCUGGUGCAGCAGCUGGAUUCUCCCUCUCCCCUCUCAGUUCAGGACCUGAAGGGUCUGGGAUACGAGAAGGGCAAACCCGUGGGAUUGGUGGGAGUCACGGAGCUCUCCGAGGCGCAGAAGAAGCAGCUGAAGGAGCAGCAGGAGAUGCAGCAGAUGUACGACAUGAUCAUGCGGCACAAGCGGGCGAUGCAGGAGAUGCAGCUGCUGUGGGAGCGGGCGCUGCAGCAGCACCAGCACGGCUACGACAGCGACGAGGAGGUGGACGGCGAGCUGGGCACCUGGGAGCACCGGCUGCGCCGCAUGGAGAUGGACAAGACGCGCGAGUGGGCGGAGCAGCUGACGCAGAUGGGCCGGGGCAAGCAUUUCAUCGGGGAUUUCCUCCCGCCCGACGAGCUGGAAAAAUUCAUGGAGACCUUCAAGGCGCUCAAGGAGGGCCGGGAGCCGGAUUAUUCCGAGUACAAGGAAUUCAAGCUGACGGUGGAAAACAUCGGAUACCAAAUGCUGAUGAAAAUGGGAUGGAAGGAGGGAGAGGGAUUGGGAUCCGACGGACAGGGAAUUAAGAAUCCUGUCAGCAAGGGCACCACGGCCCUGGACGGGGCGGGAUUCGGGAUCGAGCGCCCGGCGGAGCUGACCAAGGAGGACGACGAGUACGAGGCGUUCCGGAAACGCAUGAUGCUGGCGUACCGCUUCCGGCCCAAUCCGCUGAACAACCCACGGCGACCUUACUACUGAGGAGGGCUUUUCCCAGCAGCUUUCCUGGGAAUUCUGAUCCCAAACUUCAUCAUCCAUCUCUUUUUUUUUUCCCCCCGAUAUUAUCCGGGUUUUUUGGAAUCACAGCUCCUCCCUCCCCCCCCCCCGGUAAAGCUUUCCCGGAUUUUUUUGGGAGGGAUACCGGGAGGGUUUGGAGCAGCCCCAAAAAUCCCCCAGCGACUCCAAUCCCCAGGAAUUUGGGAUUUUUUGGGAAUGGCAGACCUCGUGCUGCUCCAGGAGGGGAGGGGAUGGGAUUUCAUUCCCUGACUUCAUCUUGGAAUCCCAAAUCCAAGAGGUUUUGGGGAAUUUGGGGAAGCAGUGCCUCCAUGGGGGGACCUGGCACGGCUCCCUUGGGAAUCCCGGGAUUUUGGGGAUCCCUUCCCAGGGAUUUCAUUUGCCAACGCCUCCUGUGCUUUGGGAUGACGGAAGACCCAAAAUUCCAAAGCCGCGCUUUGGGAAAAGUCCAGCAAAAAAAUCCCGGCACCGCGCUUUGGAAAAACCCAGUUGGAUUUUGUUGUCCUGGAACGGGAAAAAGGAAACAAAAAAAAACCUCUGGAAAAAUGAAUUUUCUUCACGAAGUCUGUAAAUAAAAUCAAACUUGUUUGUUCCUUCGCUUCAA
Molecule: messenger RNA, 2764 nt
Organism: Hirundo rustica (Barn swallow)
Lineage: Eukaryota; Metazoa; Chordata; Aves; Passeriformes; Hirundinidae
Gene: SUGP1
Product: SURP and G-patch domain containing 1
Exons: 14
Coding region: 13-2127 (704 amino acids)
Biological process (GO): RNA processing
Cellular component (GO): nucleoplasm
Molecular function (GO): RNA binding
Source: RefSeq, a predicted model, not a curated record